ACUAGGACUACCACCAUGCUCCGCGCCUGCAUCAUCCUCGCCAUGGCCACCAGCGCCCUUGCUGGUCACGUUGGCCACCUUGCUGGAGGCUACAACCUCGCCAAUAACCUUGGUUAUGGCCUUGGCUACGGUAGCCUUGGUUACGCCGGUCUUGGUUACGGUGGUCUUGGUCUGUCGCACUACGGGCUUUCCCACGGCGUUGGAUACUCCGGCCUCACCGGCUAUGGUGCCGGCUACGGAUACGGUUACGCACCAGCCGCAAGCUAUGCUGUCGCUGCCCCAGCCGUCACCCGUACCGUAUCCACCUACCAAGCUGCUCCAGCUGUCACCACUGUGCACGCUGCCCCAGCCGUAGCUGCUGUGCAAGCUGCUCCAACCGUGACUGCUGUCCAUGCUGCCCCAACUGCCGCCACUUAUGCCGGCUACGGAUACGGUUACGCACCUGCUGCCAGCUAUGCUGUCGCUGCCCCAGCCGUCACCCGUGCCAUCUCCACCUACAACGCCGCCCCAGCUGUGACCACUGUGCACGCUUCGCCAGCCGUCACUGCUGUGCAAGCUGCUCCAGCCGUCACUACUGUCCACGCUGCCCCAAGUGUCGCCACUUAUGCCGCUGCCCCAUCUGUAACCUACUCUGCCGCCCCAGCUGUAACCAGGGUUGUUCAGCAGUCCGCUCCGGUUGUUGCUGCUGCCCCAGCUGUCGCUACCUACGCCGCUUCCCCAGCUGUGACUGCUGUCCACGCUGCUCCUGCGGUCACUACAGUUCACGCUGCGCCAGCCGUCGCUGCCGUCCACGCUGCCCCCGCUGUCGCUGCCGUUCACGCUGGUCCCUCUGUCGCUGCCGUCCACGCUGCUCCAGCUGUCGCUGCCAUCCACGCUGCUCCAGCUAUCGCUACCUACAGUGUUGCCCACGCUGCCCCAGCCGUCGCUACCUACGGUGUGGCCCACGCUGCCCCACUCUACUAUGGCUAUGGUGUUGGCUCUCUCGGCUAUGGUGCUGGUCACUACGGUUAUGGCCAUGGCCUGCUCGGCUACGGCCUGAACUACGGCUAUGGUCUUGGCUCUCCUCUGAGUUACGCCACCCUUCUGCGCAAGAAGAAGUAAAUGGCGCUCUUCUAAGCCUUUCCGCAGAAGCCGUUGUACAGAAUGAUGGUGAGCCAGCCUUGAAGACUCCACUGAAGUGUACGAAUUUUAAUAGAAUAAUAAAAUUCUUGCACAGUAUCUGCGUUCUC
Messenger RNA from Rhipicephalus microplus (southern cattle tick), 1229 nucleotides. RefSeq lists its product as uncharacterized. The record is from RefSeq and is a predicted model, not a curated record. Lineage: Eukaryota; Metazoa; Arthropoda; Arachnida; Ixodida; Ixodidae.